Schistosoma spindalis is the source of this 1120-nucleotide messenger RNA. The record is from the annotation of a GenBank genome assembly. NCBI's taxonomy places the organism in Eukaryota, Metazoa, Platyhelminthes, Trematoda, Strigeidida, Schistosomatidae.
AUUCGGCAGCAACCAAAAUUUCAGCAGUGCAGUCUACGCACAGUCAUGCCGACAUAGUACUUUGUUCAUUCCAUGUCUUAAGAGCAUUUUUCAGGAAGGUAAGUGUUAGCUGUUCAAAUUAUUUUCUGUAGUUCCGAAAUCCUGAUGUACGCAAAUGCUUGGAACACCUUGUAAAGACUAGACGGUCUGAUACACGAGCUUCGUUUUUCGUAACGCAUUAUAUUAAUCUUACUCAAAAGUACGAACAUCUGAGGAUCCAUUUCCCACGGGCGUAUGAUUACAUCAAAGAUUACUGGAUUGCCCGGAAGUCAAUGUGGGCCCGUUGUUACCGGCGACAUGUAUUAAGCCUGGGUAACCACACGAACAACCGUGUCGAAAGUGCUCAUAAACAUCUAAAAGAAUGUCUUAGAAGAGGUGAUUCUCUGCUAUUGACGCUCUGGAAAAUUUAGAGCAAAACAGAUACUGACCUACGUUUGCGUCCAUAUGACGCUGUGAAGGAUCUUCAACGUUUUCCAAUUGUUGAGGUUCCUAUGUCAUUUCGAACUCUUUUAAAUGAGUUCACAUCUUUUGCAGCUAAAAUUGUAGCUGUAAAUUAUAAACGUGUUAGGUCAAUGAGACACAAAUGUAUAGCAGGGGAAUACAUCCGGUGCUACGACAAGGGUAUGAUGUAUGUUGUUGGUACUUCACGUGCACCAUGUGCUUGUGAGCGUUUCAAUGACUACAUGCUGCCCUGUGGUCAUAUUCUGUAUGCACAUUCUAAAGAUCUAAUAAUUGGAGACUUAUUUCGACAUAGCAGCCGGUGGACAAGGAAAUAUAUAAUGGACUUGGUUCUUCGUGCGAUGGACAACAUGUCAAUCUCUACCGGGAGUGAUGAUCUGCUAGAGAAGUUCACUAACAACUACCACUCAAUCCAUGCUCUUAGUGAACCCUUGGCAAGUAAACUCAUCCGUUCAUGCUUCGAAGCAUCUGAAGACAUAUGCGCACAAGUGAUGAGUUCAAUCGGUGCUAAUGAUGAAGCUACAUCGUCAGAAUCCAUUGUUAACACUGACCAUAGCUAUGCAUCUUGAUGACAAGAAGUUCUAAUAUUGUAAUCUUUUUAGUUUUACAUAAAUUUAUUUAU